Molecule: messenger RNA, 459 nt
Organism: Rhizophagus irregularis DAOM 181602=DAOM 197198
Lineage: Eukaryota; Fungi; Glomeromycota; Glomeromycetes; Glomerales; Glomeraceae
Source: RefSeq, a predicted model, not a curated record
AUGAAAGCGACGAAUUUAUUAAAAAAUAAAGGAAUAUUAUUUUUGGAACAGCUAUUAGAAGCCAAUAGAAUGAAGCUUAUGAAAUGGAAACAUAUUUGCGUAGAAAAUGAAUAUGUUAAAAUUAAUAAAAAUGAGAUUAUAACGUGGAAUGAGAAUUAUAAUACAUUGGGGGUCUUCACAAAAAACUUGAUUGAGAUUGAGAUUGAGAUUUCAUAUAGAAUUUUCAAUCUUAAUAUAAAAAGCCAAGGAGCAAAUAUAGGAUUACAUAUGAUACCAAAUAGUAUUAAUAAUUCACCAAAUGUAAGGGAUGUGAAAGAAGUAUUAAAAUCAAUGAAGAUAGUAGUAGUGAAAGAGUGUUGGAUAUAUAUUGAAAAUAAAAAGAGUAGAGCAAUCAAAUCUAGAAAGGAAAAACUAAACGACAAUAUGAUUAAACCAUACGAAACAUAUAAUAGUCGUUAA